UGUUAUGAUAUUUUGUGGGGAGAAAAGAACGAUCGCUUGAGAGGAGAUUGUUUUUAUUUUGGUUUGGUUUUCAUUCCAUUGAAUUGCAUAUCUGAAUUCAGAAUUUGAAAGAUUGAUCGAUGAUGGAAACAUUGGCCACAUCUUCUUCUGCAAUUAUACCUUCUUCCUCUUCUCCCUUUUCCAUUUUCCCUUCUACAAGAAUUUCCCUUUCUCCAAAGACCGUUCACUUUCGUAUACCCUCAAAGCGUGAUGAUGGUCGCGAUUCAGAUUCCAACGACAAGAUCGACAACAAGCUUCCGAUUCUCAGCGAUCGUCGCCUCUCCCUUUCACCUCUUUCCAAAGAUGCUGCCAUGGGGUUGGUGCUGAGUGCUGCAGCAGGUAGAGGAUGGACCACAGGUUCAGGGAUGGAAGGGCCAUCUGUUCCUGCAGUUGGUAGGGAUAACGAAUCCGGGACAGAGAACAUCUCCACUUUCCCGUGGUCUCUCUUCACGAAAUCCCCUAGGAGAAGGAUGCUGGUGGCUUUUACUUGUACCAUAUGCGGUCAGCGAACUACUCGGGCUAUUAAUCCCCAUGCUUACACCGAUGGCACUGUUUUUGUCCAGUGUUGUGGAUGCAAUGCGUAUCAUAAGCUUGUAGAUCACUUGAACUUAUUCCAGGAGACAAAUUGCUAUUUGAAUUCAAGUUUUAAUUAUAAAGGAGAAGGAUGGGAUGAUCUUAAGUUCAGGUAUAUGGAUGAAGAUAACGACAAUGAUGACAUAUUCCCCAUUUCAUGAGUGAAUUACCUGCUUACAGAGCAUAUAUUUUCUGCCUGAUCAUGGAACUUCAGUUUAGGUGUCUUGUAUAUUCUUUAGGUUUUCAUGCUUACAGUAAAAAUUGUCAGAGACUGGAAUUAUUUGUAUAGUAAUAUGUUUAUGUUUAUAGAUAGCCUCAAACUCAUUUGUAUGAUCAUCUGCCUAUC
Molecule: messenger RNA, 958 nt
Organism: Abrus precatorius (Indian licorice)
Lineage: Eukaryota; Viridiplantae; Streptophyta; Magnoliopsida; Fabales; Fabaceae
Exons: 4
Coding region: 120-773 (217 amino acids)
Biological process (GO): protein folding; protein import into mitochondrial matrix; protein stabilization
Cellular component (GO): mitochondrion
Molecular function (GO): protein-folding chaperone binding; zinc ion binding
Source: RefSeq, a predicted model, not a curated record